This is a messenger RNA of Anarrhichthys ocellatus (wolf-eel), 5028 nucleotides long. RefSeq names its product Janus kinase 1 (gene jak1). Gene Ontology annotation, cellular component: membrane; cytosol; cytoskeleton. Gene Ontology annotation, biological process: cell surface receptor signaling pathway via JAK-STAT; cytokine-mediated signaling pathway; tyrosine phosphorylation of STAT protein. The record is from RefSeq and is a predicted model, not a curated record. The transcript has 22 exons. The annotation marks the transcript as partial. NCBI's taxonomy places the organism in Eukaryota, Metazoa, Chordata, Actinopteri, Perciformes, Anarhichadidae. Gene Ontology annotation, molecular function: ATP binding; growth hormone receptor binding; non-membrane spanning protein tyrosine kinase activity.
UUUCUCUCCCCUAUCAGGUUUUAUUUCAGAAACUGGCAUGGUACCACUGAAGGAGAGUCUCCAGUUUGGAGACACUGCAUCAGUAAACUGAGAGGAGGGGUUAGCCCACAGAAAACACCAGAAGGAACUCCCCUUCUGGAUGCUGCCUCUCUUAACUACCUGUUUUCCCAGGGCCAGCAUGACUUUCAGACAGGUGUGAUUCCACUGCGGGUGUCCCACUCAGAGACAGAGCAACACGAGAUAGAAAAUGAGUGUUUGGGCAUGGCUGUGCUUGCUAUCUCUCACUAUACCACAAACAUAGUCGUGACCCUUCCCACUGCUCCCCAUGAAAUCAGCUACAAACGUUUCAUCCCAGAGUCACUGAACCGCAACAUUAAGCAGCGCAACUUCCUGACACGCAUCCGCAUCAACAACGUCUUUAAGAAAUUCCUCAGUGAAUUCAACCGCCGCACAAUGAAGGACAGCAAAAUCACGGCGUACGACCUGAAGAUCAAGUACCUGGCCACUCUGGAGGGCCUGACCAGCGGCCUGGGCAGCGAGAUGUUUGAGCCCAUCUCGCUCAGUGUAACGCAGGACGGAGAUCUCUGCAACGGCGGCUACUAUGGCUACAGUAACCAGAGCCAAGAGCAGACCCAGAGUCAGAACAUGAAGACCAGUCAUGACAUGCAUGUCCUGGUUACUGGCACCGCUGGCAUUUCCUGGAGGAAGAAGCCUGCUACAUCAACUGGGAUCAGCAAAGAAAAGGGCAAGUCAAAGAAGAACAAGUUGGAUGGAAAACAGAAAAAUGACAAAAACAUCGAAGCGAAUGAAGGCUGGGUGGUGUUCUGUGACUACCAUGAGAUCACACACGCUGUCAUCAAAGAGGCAACGGUCACCAUCUAUAGACAGGACAACAAGAGAAUGGAGUUGCAUAUGACGACUAGGGCUGAGGCUCUGUCCUUCGCAGCUCUCGUGGAUGGCUACUUCAGGCUGACGGUGGAUGCCCACCACUUCCUGUGCAAGGAGGUGGCCCCUGCUUCAGUGGUGCACAGCAUCAACAACGGCUGCCACGGACCCAUCUGCACGGAGUAUGCCAUCCACAAGCUGCGUCAGGAAGGCAAUGAGGAGGGCACCUACAUCCUGCGCUGGAGCUGCACUGAAUACGAGUACAUCAUCAUCACUGUCGUCUGCAAUGAGAACGACCUGAGUGAGUCUCGUCCUGUGCGUCAGUAUAAGAACUUCCAGAUUGAGGUGGCCUCCAAUGGGUUCCGCCUGUACGGCACUGAGACGUUUCGGGCCACUCUCGUUGAACUGCUGGAGCACCUGGAAGGCCAAAGCCUUCGCACCGACAACCUCCAGUUCCAGUUGAUGCGCUGCUGCCCUCCACAGCCCAGAGAGGUUUCUAACCUGCUGGUGGUCACUAAAGAUAGAGCACCGGCCCCUCAGACACCCAUGCAGGAGAGUCAGCUCAGCUUCCAUCGCAUUCUCAAGGAAGAGAUUGAACAGGAGGAGCACCUUGGACUGGGCACAAGAACCAACAUCUUCUCAGGCACACUGAGGGUGAAGAAUGAGGAGGAGGAGGAUGCAGGUUACUCAUCCUUCCAGGAGGUCAAAGUGGUCCUGAAGGUGCUGGGCUCUGGACACAGGGACAUCUCCCUGGCCUUCUUCGAAACAGCCAGCAUGAUGCGACAAGUGUCUCAUAAACACAUAGUGCUGCUGUAUGGAGUGUGUGUUCGUCACCAGGAGAAUAUCAUGGUGGAAGAGUUUGUCCAGCCCGGACCACUGGACUUAUUUAUGAGGAGACAGCAGAGCCCACUUGGCACACUGUGGAAGUUCCAGGUGGCCAAGCAGCUGGCCUCAGCUCUCAGCUACUUGGAGGACAAAAAGCUGGUCCAUGGCUUUGUGUGUGCCAAAAACAUCCUGCUUGCCAGAGAUGGGCUGGACACAGAUAAAGGAGGGCCCUUCAUCAAGCUCAGCGACCCAGGAAUACCAAUCACAGUACUCACCAGAGAGGAGUGUGUGCAUCGUAUCCCGUGGAUCGCUCCGGAGUGUGUGAAGAGCGUGUCCUCCCUAAGCGUCGCAGCUGACAAGUGGGGCUUUGGUACCACCCUGUGGGAGAUCUGCUACAAUGGAGAGGUCCCCCUUAAAGACAAGAAACUCACAGAGAGGGAGAGGUUUUAUGAGACUGAGUGCCAACUGGCCACCCCAGACUGCAGAGAGCUGGCUGAACUGAUGACCCACUGCAUGACCUACGACCCCAAGAAGAGGCCUUUCUUCAGGGCUAUCGUCAGAGACAUAGACAUGCUGGAGGAAAAGAACCCCUCUAUCAAACCCCAGCCGACACCAGAGGUGGACCCGACUAUGUUUGAAAAGAGAUUCCUGAAGAAGAUCAGAGACCUGGGAGAGGGCCACUUUGGAAAGGUGGAGCUGUGUCGCUAUGAUCCUCGGGGAGAUAAAACGGGUGAACUGGUGGCGGUGAAAUCCCUAAAGCCUGAGAACCGGGAGGAGCAGAGCAACAACCUCUCGCGUGAGAUCGACAUCCUGAAGGCACUCUACCAUGAAAACAUUGUCAAAUACAAGGGCAUCUGCCAAGAGGAAGGUGGUCAGGCCAUUAAGCUGAUCAUGGAGUACCUUCCACUGGGCAGUUUGAAGGAGUAUCUACCCAGAAACAAAGCAAAGACCAGCCUCAGCACCUUGCUCAGCUACUCUAUCCAGAUAUGCAAGGGAAUGGACUAUCUGGGAUCCCGAAGUUACAUUCACCGAGACCUGGCUGCCCGAAAUGUCCUGGUGGAAAACGAGAGGACGGUGAAGAUCGGAGAUUUCGGCCUCACCAAAAGUAUCAAGGAAAACGAGGGAUACUACACGGUCAAAGACGAAAACGACAGCCCUGUUUUCUGGUAUGCGCCAGAGUGUCUGACUCACUGCAAGUUCUACCUUGCCUCAGAUGUUUGGUCCUUUGGGGUGACGAUGUAUGAGCUCAUCACCUACUGCGAGUCCUCCAAGAGCCCGAUGCCGCUCUUCAUCAGUAUGAUUGGUAAAACUCAGGGUCAGAUGACGAUCAUCAGAUUGGUGAAGGCGUUGACAGAAGGAAGAAGGUUGCCACGUCCCGAGGGCUGUCCUGAGCCUGUGUACGAGCUGAUGCGCAGGUGCUGGGAGAACACGCCCGAGCUGAGAAUCACAUUCAAAUGCCUGGUGGAGGAGCUGACAAAAAUGCAGCAACUGUUCCAAACACAAAACAACCUUUAAACUUCUCUCGCACUGUUCGGGCCUCUGGGAAGGACUUUUGCUUGCGGACUCGGCACCAGAUGUGAACCGCAAAAACCGACUCCAGAUCAGUAUCUGCUUGUGGAGCGUCAUUGUAACUGAGGGACACAAAGCAUCGCUCCUUCAUACUCGCAUAUAUACACACACCUUCCACAGCCAUGAAAAGACGUUUAAUCCUGUCAUUUUAAUCUGCCAUCAUUUUUUGAUGUUUUUUAUGUUUACCAAACUUGUAUGAAACAAGUAAAUCUUGUGACCUUAGCCCAUGCUUAAUGUGACUGUAUAACCUACAAUGGACUUCCAAGUGUAUCUAAGAGAUUUAACUCCCUGCAUUGCCAGAAAUGUCAGCCUCGCGUGGACUGGCCACCCUUAUAAUUUGCGCCAAAGGCCUUUAUGAUCAUGUGAGGUUGAUAAUCGCUCGACAGAUGGAGAGCAGAGAAAGGACUGUUUAAAGCCUGCUUACACACGGUUGUAUGCCGGUCCUCUUUGUGACGGACACGGAGUGGAUUACUGAUGAAUCAUGUUGAUAAUUUCUUGGAUGGAUGGAUACAUCUGCAUUAAUACAGAUGCUGAAGAUGUCGGCUGCUUGUCUCAUGGACUCCACUUUGGGAGAAACUGACCUGAUUUGUAUUUCUUUUAGCCGUGGAGUGGUCCGUGAUAGAUUUUCUGUUCAUGAUGUGCAGAUGCUGUCACUAAGAACCAGCUUUUAAUCACAGCCAGCAACCAGUGAGCCAUGUCCCUUUUCACUGUGUUUCUGUCAUUAGGUCUCGGUAAAAUGCUAAACAUUGGUUCUAGCCUCCCAAUUAUGAGAUAUUUCUGCUUUUCUCAGUUUUAGACUGUCGCUCGUACUAAACGAGCAAUUUGUAGACCUCACGCUUCAGAUUUUUGGAAGCUGUGACGGGCAUGUUUCAACAUUUUCAGACAUUUUAUAGACCAAUUAACCGAGGAAAAUAAUCCACAGAUGAAUUACUUUGAGCAGGGGAUCCUCCAAAGCGACCAGACACAAAUGAGAAUACUUUCUCUGUGAAGAUGCUGUUUGAGUUGCAUCUUCUGUUAGUUUGGUCUCUCUAAUCAUAGAUAGACAUCAUGUGGUGUCAUCCUUUGCACUGUGUUAAGGUCCUCUGAUUGUUUGAGGUGGUUCGGUUUAUAAUCUCGAAUCAAGUUAGGUUCUUUAAAUGUAACAAUCUUUGAUUAAGAACUAUAUGCAUCUGAUUAAUCGACUAAAUCAAAUAUACAGCACUUAGUAACUUGUUAGUGGAGGGAGAAAUGAAGCUGAGUACCUGUGAGAUGCACUUGAGGGCAGUAUCUCUUUACUUUCCUCUCCUUAAUGCUUCAUGAAAUGUCUAUAUGCUAUAUAUACACACAAAAAAGAGCCACUUGCCAUUGUUGCUGAUUGUGAAUGGAAGGAUUAAGAUGGUACACAAGGUUUGAAGUAAGGAAGAAGAAUCACUGACUAUGCACGUGGCAUUUUAUCUUCAUUUGUUAUUUCAGUUACAUAUUAAUUCUUCCAGUGACAGUUGUGAUUAUGUAUGUGCAUUUUAUUUGUAAAGUUCUUUUUAAUCUGCCAAUAUGCCAGAACAUUUAUCAAACUGUUUUGUCUGUGCGUAUGUGGAGUGGUUUGAGCAGAGGGUUUCUUCUGUUUUGUAUCCAAUCAGAUGGCAAAAGUAGCAAAAUCCUAUUCAGUCAAAAGCUUUUUCGUGAUUUCAAGAAACGACCAGUUGUUCUUCGUGUAGCUGUUUGUCUUUUACUGUGACGGCUUCGGUCCACAUUCUAUUUAGGGGUGUGAGA